AUGCCUCGCUCAAUUCCAUCCCGAAAGAUUGGCGGUCCGCGAACGCAAACACGGUCGAAGUGUAGUCGCUGCCACAAUCUGGACCCUCGCGAGCAUGCGAACACUUUGUAUCCCAAAGACAAUUCAGCGAACAAGAACUAUGCAGUUUUAAAUCUGGUCAUAGAUGCACUUGGAUUGUCUAAAGCAGCAACUCCUCCGUAUACUGGGUCUGGAUGCAGGUUCUGUAAAGUACUGGCUCAGGCACUGGAUGCGUUUUCCAAAGUUUGGCGAGACUUUCGCGGGCGGAUCCUCGUUGAGAUCAAAGAGAAGGGAACGAUUAAGGUUGUGCUAGACAAAGAAGAGUGGAAGCAUGAGAGUAUUGAAAUUUACGCGAUCUCAGAGGCACGGUCACCUUGGCCCAUGUUGGGAGCCGCCCGCCGUAUCCCUAUCGACUCUGGAUCGGACGAAACCUUCGACUUUGCUCGUCGUUGUAUCCAAGAUUGCUUGACAAACCCAAAGCACGAGGCCUGUAGGAGAACGUCCACCUCGACGGUUCUAGGCCCGAAGCGUCUGAUAGAUGUUGGUCGAGUUGGGCGACCCAUUCGUCUGAUCGACACUCAUGAAAAGAAAGCCCAAUAUGCAGCACUGUCCCAUUGUUGGGGCAAAGGACCAACCCUGACCGCAACCAAAUCCAACUGGCAAAAGCUGUCCUCCAAUAUACCCUUUGAUGCACUACCUUCCUUGUUCCAGGACGCAAUUAUUAUCACACGCCAACUUGGUCUUCGCUACCUCUGGAUCGACUCUUUAUGCAUCAUACAAGAUUCCGUCAGAGAUUGGGAAACGGAGUCGACUAAAAUGGGUUCGAUCUAUGAGAAUGGCCACAUCACCAUAUCGGCGACCAGUUCUGGCGAUGGCAGCGCCCACUGCUUGCAAGAAAGACGGAAACCAGUCAAGAUCAGCUAUGAAAAUACGAAAGGAAAAGAGCACAUCAUGGGUGCAAGGCUGGUUCUUGAGCACCAUCCUAACUUGGAAGAGUGUGAGCCCGCAAAACCCUUUGGGCCCCUGACUAAACGUGCGUGGACUCUUCAGGAACACGUCCUCAGCACUCGCGUUUUGCACUACACCCCAACAGAGUUGCUCUUCGAAUGCAAAACUUCGUACCGAUGUGAAUGCCUUCCCGCACGCAAGAAUUAUCCUACCACGCCAGCAUUGAUCCCUAAAGCUUUGUCAUCCUUGAAGACAAAUAAAAAACACGAUGGGAUUUGGGAUGUGUGGCAAAGGAUUCUUGAAACAUAUUCGCACCGCAAUCUCACCGUAGCCAGCGAUAAACUACCCGCUAUAUCCGGCAUCGCGAAAACAAUUCAAAAAGCUACUGGUUCUUCGUACUUGGGUGGUCUUUGGGCUGAUCACCUCGCAUCAGACUUACUAUGGAACAGUAUGUUGCCGAGAACGGGGGAAGGGACCUCCUACGCUUUGGAGAGCUAUCGGGCCCCAACAUUUUCAUGGGCUAGUGUGGACGCACCCAUAACAUACUACGCCCCAGACGACGAUGAACGCUUGCACUUCAAGUCCUUGCUGAAGAUCAUUACCACGACGAUCAGUCCUGCUGGUCUGAACCCCCUUGGUACAGUCUCUGCUGGAUCGAUCAGAAUACUUGGGCCCUGCAUCACUGCUACUCUUGCUUCCGAACAUGGAGCGGAGGGUAACUGCACUUAUACCUUGUUAAUAAAAGGAACGAGCGCGAUGCAGAUGUUGCCCGAUUCUUUCCUGGUGGAGAGGGAAAUUUGCACGGCGGCGGGUGAGACGCAGAAGACUGUACGAAGAGCACGAUCGGGUGACGAACUUGUCAACUUCAAAACACCAGUCCUUUGUUUGGGGGUUGGGUUAUACGAUCACUGGAUAGGGGGUCUCGUACUUGGUAUAUCGAGCCGGGACCCGGAAGCGUGGGAACGACUUGGCACUUUUUCUGCGGGGACAGAAGUGUUUGCAAGCGCUGAGAAGCAGGAGUUGACGAUGGUUUGA
Messenger RNA from Aaosphaeria arxii CBS 175.79, 2001 nucleotides. RefSeq names its product HET-domain-containing protein. The record is from RefSeq and is a predicted model, not a curated record. Lineage: Eukaryota; Fungi; Ascomycota; Dothideomycetes; Pleosporales. The transcript has 2 exons. The coding region runs from base 1 to 2001 and encodes 666 amino acids.